This is a messenger RNA of Candida tropicalis MYA-3404, 294 nucleotides long. RefSeq lists its product as uncharacterized. NCBI's taxonomy places the organism in Eukaryota, Fungi, Ascomycota, Pichiomycetes, Serinales, Debaryomycetaceae. The transcript has a single exon. The coding region runs from base 1 to 294 and encodes 97 amino acids. The record is from RefSeq and is a predicted model, not a curated record.
AUGCAUCCACAAUUAGAUAAGAAUAGAUUCAAUACAUGUGAGAAAUUAAUGGAUGCUUUAGAACAGUGUCAUAGACAAGAAUUUUUAAAACAAUGUUUAGGUGUUUGUAAUUUUGAAAAAGAACAAUUGGUACAAUGUUUACAUUAUCAAAGAGUUGAAGAUUCAAAAAUUAAAAUUUUACAAAAUAGAUUAAGACAAAAAGCUUGGGAAGAUCAUAAAAAACAAAUAGAAGAAGAAACCUAUGGGAAAAAUGGAUAUCUUAAAAAAGUAUUAGAACUUGAAUCCAAGAAGUGA